This is a messenger RNA of Knipowitschia caucasica, 3945 nucleotides long. The record is from the annotation of a GenBank genome assembly. NCBI's taxonomy places the organism in Eukaryota, Metazoa, Chordata, Actinopteri, Gobiiformes, Gobiidae.
AUGGCAGCGCUCCGAGCGUGUUGUGGGGGGGGGGGACUGUGUGUGGCGGUGGGGUGGCGGGAGGGCGGGGGGGGUGGGGGGGGGGGCGUGGGGUGGGGGGAGCGGCGGGGGGGGGGGGGUGGGUGGUGGAGGGGGAGGGGGGGUUCUGAGGGACGAGGGGCGCGUGGAGGGAAGGGGGGAGGAGGUUGGGGGUUAGGGGGGGUGGGGGAAGGGUGGGGGAGGUGGGGGGGUGGGGAAGGUAUGGGAAUAGGGAGGCGGAGUGGACGGAGUUUGGGGAGCUCGUGGGGGGUGUGUGGGGGGUUGGCAUUUGGGGGUGCGGUGUGGGGGGGGGGCGGUGGGGGGGGGGGGUGGGGGGUGGGGACUGGAACGCGGGGGUGGGUGUGCGUGGUGGUGGGGGGGGGGAUGUCGGUGGGGUGGGUGGAUGGUGGCAGAGGGUGGGGGGGGAUGAACGGGGGGGACGGCUGUGGACUGGGGUGGCGGGUGGGGGUGGGGGUGGGUGGGUGGUGGGGGGCAGCGGGGGGGGGAGGGUGGGUAGGGGGGGGUGGGGGGGCGGAGGUUUAUGUCAGGCUGGGCAGGCGGGUCGUGGCGUGGGCGUGUUCUGUUGAGUUUGAUGGUGUCUGCCGUUUGGCUGUGGGUGGGGUUCUGCGCUAUGGGUCUUUGGGUGUGGUGGCUGUGGCCGGAUGCGGGCUGAUGCGGGGCGGGGGUGUGGGGCGGGGGGGGGGUUCGGGGGUGGGGAUGGCGCUGGAGGGGGUGGGGCGAGGGGGGGGUGGGGGGGGGGGGAGGGGUGUUGAAAAGGGGGCCCGGUGUGGUUGGUGGGCGGGUGGGAGUGGUGCGGGGGGGGGGGGGGGCGCACGUGGUGGUUGGGUCGGUUGGGGUGUCCGUAUGUUAGGAGUGGGUGGUGGGGCGUGUGGCGUUGCGGGGGGUGUGGUGGGCUGGGGGGGGGGGGGUGGGUGUGUGAGGGUUGGAGGGAGAGGGGGGUGGGGGGGGGGGGGGGAGGAGGGGCGGGGGGCAGUGAGAUGGGCUGAGUGGGGGAGGGGAGGCGGGCGGGGGGGAAACGGGGUGGGGAGGGUGGGGGGGGGGGAGGAGGGGGGGGGGGGGCCGGUGGGGUAUAUUGAGGGUACGUGUGACUGCGGGAAGGCAUGCUGGUUGGGGUUGGGGAUGCCGUGCUGUGGGACGGUGCCUGAUCGGGCGGUUGUGUAUGGGUGGUGUGUUCGGGAGGUGGGUUCUGCGCAGGUGUGGGGUCGCGGGGGUGUUUGCGGGGGGCAGGGGAAGGGGAUGUUGGGGGGUAUGGGAGGGGUGGAGUGUGGGGGUGGGGGUGUCCGUGUAGUGGGGUGUCUGGUGCUUGGUGGCCGCGGGGGGGGUGUCCUGAAGAGGUUUGUUUGGUGGGGGGCGGGGGGUCGUGGGUCUGGCGAAGUUAGGGGUGGUGGGUGUGGGUGGGGCGAGGACGGUGUUGGGGAGGUGGUCGGUGGCUCUGGGCAGCGGGGAGUUGGGGGUGUGGGGUGGCUCUGUGUGAGGGCGUGGCGGGGGCGGGGGGGCUUUAUGGGUGGGGUGGGAGGUGUGGGUUACUGCGUUUCUGGGUGUGGGUUGUGGGGGGUGCCGUGGCCAGUCUUGGCUGGUAGAGGGGGUUCUACUACUUGGGGGGUUAUUGUGUGGGAGUCCUGGGGGGGGGGUGUGAGGUCGGUGAGCGAGGGGGGGGGGUGGGGGCGGGUGGCACCGGUAGGCUUGCCGGGGUGUAAACCGGGGGUGUGCGCGGGGCCGUGUGGCGGUGGUCAAGCACGGAGGGUGGUCUGCCUGGGAAUUCCGUUGUUUCGUUCGUGGGGGAGGGCGGGUAUGACGCGCGCGUCUGGUGGGCUGGGUCCUCCCCUGGGGGUUGAGUGCGGGCGUGUGGCGGUGUGGGGGGCGGGGGGUGGUGGCGGGGGGUGGGCGGUGGGCAGGUGGGCGGGUGAGGGGGGGCUGUGGGGGGAGGGGGGGGGGCGGGGGGGGGGGGGGGGGGUUGGUGGGGGGGAGAGGCACAGGGCGAGGUGGGGGUGCGUGGUCGUGGGGGCAGAGGGGGGAGGGAGGGGGCGGGGGUGCCGGCGGGUGGAGGGGAGGACUGGCGGGGGCGGAGUAGGGGGUGUGGGUGGGGGUGUGAGUGGGGGGGGGGGUGGCGGGACGGGGGAAGGGGGGGGCGGAGUAGGUAGGGUGCGGGGAAGCGGAUGGGGAGGGGGUAGGGGUGUGGGGAAGGGGCGGGGGAGGGAGGGGUGGAGGGGAGGGGGCGGUGGUCGUCGGGGCUUAUGUGUGGGUUGCGGGGCCCAGAUGGGUUGGGUGACGCGGCUUUGGGGGGGGCGGGGUGACGGGCUCGGGGGUGGAUUGGGGGGGGUGGGGGGGGGGGGGAGUUGCGGCUUUGCGGGUGGGGGGGUCGGUUGGUGGGGUUUUUGCACGUGGGGGGGGGUGGUGGGAGUUGGGUUAUUGUGGGCGGGUGGGGGGUUUGGGACGAUUUUGGGUUGUGUCGUGAGAUUGGGUGGUCGGUGGCUGAUACGGUUCGAAGUGUGCGUUGUGUGGGUCGAUGACUUGAGUGUGGGCGUGGCGGGGGGGGGGGGGGAGUGUGGGCGGCGUGGGGGUUGGGGGGAGCUGGGGUGUGGCGUGGGUCGGCUCGGCGGUGGUCGUUGGGGGUGGGUGAAGGUGGUAUGUGAGGUAGUGGGGUGGGGGUUGCGUGGUUGGGUGCAGGGGUGGCGUGUUUUGGUCGUGGGCGUGGGUGGUUGGGUGGGUUGGGGAGGUGAGGGUUGGUGUGUUGGGAUAGUUAGGGGGGUGUGGAUCGUCCGUGGGCCUCUGCUUCAGACGCUCCCGUCCCUGGGGGCAGUGCGCCGCUGCAGUUCAUUCAAGGCCACAGACCUUCGGGUGCAGCUGUGUUCCUCUCGGGCCCCCAGACCAGAGCCUGGGGCCCUGGUGUUUGGGAAGACCUUCUCGGACCACAUGUUGGUGAUCGAGUGGAGCGACAGCGAGGGCUGGGACCGGCCUCUGAUCCAACCGUUCCAGAACCUGUCCCUGCACCCGGCCUCCUCCGCCCUGCACUACUCUAUAGAGCUGUUUGAGGGGAUGAAGGCGUUCAGAGGAGCUGAUGAUCACAUCCGAAUGUUUCGUCCGAUGUUGAACAUGGAGAGAAUGGAGCGCAGUGCGGAGCGCUGCUGUUUCCCUGCCUUUGAUAAAGCAGAGUUGCUGAGCUGUAUCCAGAAGCUGGUGGAGUUGGACCAGGAAUGGGUUCCAUACUCCCAGAAUGCAUCCCUCUACAUCAGGCCCACGUUCAUCGGCACCGAGCCGUCUCUCGGCGUGUCUCGUGCCGGUCGAGCCAUGAUCUUCGUCAUCGUUGGACCCGUGGGGCCGUACUUUGCGACUGGAUCCUUUAACCCUGUGUCUCUGCUCGCUGACCCCGCCUUCGUCCGGGCCUGGAAGGGGGGGGUGGGGGCCUACAAGAUGGGGGGGAACUACGGUCCGACCAUCGCGGUGCAGAGCGAGGCGCUAAAGCGUGGCUGUCAGCAGGUGCUCUGGCUCUACGGCCCCCAGGAGGAGAUCACAGAGGUCGGAACCAUGAACAUGUUCAUCUACUGGAGGAACCAGAGCGGAGAGAAGGAGCUGGUGACACCUCCUCUGGAUGGACUCAUUCUGCCUGGAGUCACCAGACAGUCUCUGCUGGACCUGUCCCGCUCCUGGGGGGAGUUCCAGGUGUCUGAGCGCACGGUGCUGAUGCAGGAGCUGAUGGAGGCUCUGGAUCAGGACCGAGUUCUAGAAGUAUUUGGAGCUGGUACUGCCUGUGUGGUCUGUCCUGUGGGGAGUCUGCUCUACAAGGGACAGACGUACCAUAUUCCCACUAUGAAGAAUGGACCAGAUUUGGCAAAACGUUUUUACACCGAGCUCACGGACAUCCAGUAUGGACGCAAAGUGAGCGACUGGGCGCCGCUGGUUGUGUGA